AUGCGCAAGGUUUUGGCGGGGCCAGCUGACCGCUUGCCAAGACCACCUUAUGACGCUGAGAUAGACGCGAUAUUUAAGGCUCUAGGUGGCACGCCUGAGAGGUAUGAGGUUGAGAAGCUUAGGAAGGAUGCGGCGGCGAGGACUCAACCUCUCACGAACGCUCUACUUACCGACGAGAGUGUUCAAGUCGACGACGUCACAAUCCCUGGGCCUCGAAGGGAUCUAACGGUCUCGGUUGUACGGCCAGCGGCCGCGACGGGUGAUCAGCAUCCAUGCAUUUUCUACAUCCACGGUGGCGCCUUAGUUGCAGCAGAUCGCUUCGCGGGAUUGGAUACUAGUGUCGUAUGGGCAAGGGAGUUCAAUGCCAUCGCUAUAAGUGUGGAGUACGGACGUGCGCCAGAGAAUACAGGUACGCAGCCUGCAGAAGACUGUUACGCUGCAUUACUCUGGGCUGGUAAGCACCUCUCAGAACUAGGUAUCGAUCCUGACCGCCUGCUGCUCUACGGCACAUCUGCUGGGGGCGGUUUGGCAGCGGCUACAGCAUUAAUGGCACGUGAUAAGGGCGGCCCGAAGCUGUGUGGCCUUGUUCUCGAAUGUCCUAUGCUCGAUGAUAGGAAUGAAAAGGUUUCGUCCCAACAGUUCUCGACUGGCCCAUUUUACAAUUCGACCCUAAACAGGUUUGCCUGGCAUUGUCUCCUCGGUGAGCGCGCUGGGAGCAACUCUGUUACUGAAUACGAAGCACCCGGUCGAGGGCAGGAUCUCUCAGGGUUGCCACCGACAUACCUCGACUGCGCUUCGGCUGAACCCUUUCGGGAUGAAAUUGUGGCAUUCGCCUCCAAGCUAUGGGAGGGCGGGGUUCAAGCAGAGCUCCAUGUGUGGCCUGGUGGCCCUCAUGGAUAUGAAAGAAUAGUUCCAACGGCACCCUUUGCGAUAAUGGCAAGGCAGACCAGGCUGGCCUGGAUUCGUAGAGCUUUCUUUCAAACAACCUAA
Daldinia childiae is the source of this 990-nucleotide messenger RNA. RefSeq names its product Carboxylesterase NlhH. Bases 1 to 990 code for a protein of 329 amino acids. NCBI's taxonomy places the organism in Eukaryota, Fungi, Ascomycota, Sordariomycetes, Xylariales, Hypoxylaceae. Gene Ontology annotation, molecular function: hydrolase activity. The transcript has a single exon. The record is from RefSeq and is a predicted model, not a curated record.